Messenger RNA from Scutellospora calospora, 1878 nucleotides. Lineage: Eukaryota; Fungi; Glomeromycota; Glomeromycetes; Diversisporales; Gigasporaceae. The record is from the annotation of a GenBank genome assembly.
AUGGUAAAUGCUCAAGAAUGGUUGGAUAAAAAUUAUCUGAAAGACACAAGAGGAAGGCGUAGGAAUUCAUUACGGAAAGAAAGAAGAGAUAUUAAUGAAUUAGAUAUUUCAAACAAAAAUUUAGAGGGUCAUUUAGAUUUAAACGACUUUGUAAAUUUGACUAAAUUGGAUUGCCAAAACAAUCAAAUUAAUGGCAUAAAUUUUAGUAAUUGCUCUAAACUGUCAUUAGUUAAUUGUAGCAAAAAUCAACUAAAUGAUUUAAACUUAAAUAACUGCUCAAGUGUUGUCUUAUUGGAUUGUAGUGAUAAUUUUCUCACUUGCCUCAAUUUCUUGAGUACUUUGUCUAGUGAGAAUAAAGAAAAAUUAGAAGUACUUAAUAUAAGUGAAAAUAACUUUUCUGAAAGUAGUAUGGAUGUAUUCAGUAGUUUUGUUAAUUUACAAGUGUUACAUUUAGAUAAUUGGUGUAAAGAGAAAAUAGACCGGGGUAUUUAUAAUCGUUUUUCUGGGUCUUUCGAGCCCUUACAAAAAUUAACAAAGUUAAAAAAACUAAAUGUUAGUCAUACUGACAUAAAUAGUGGUUUGGAAUUUUUGCCCGCUAGUCUUGAAUUUUUCUAUUGUUCUAUCUAUAACAGACCUAAUAGUCAAGUUAAAGUAAUUAAUCAAGAAUUGAUAAAGUACGGUGGUCCAGAUAAGAGUUAUAAUUUUUCUCGUUCACUUUCUCUUUGGAAGGAAGCCCACCGGGAAAAAGAAAGUACAUUUCGGCAGUACCAGCAAAGAAUCCAAGAAUUAGAAGAAAAUUUACAUAAACUUCAGAGAAGAGUUAGCGAACUAGAAACGGAGAAAGAUGAAUUGCGGGAAGAACUAGGAAAAACGCAAAUAAGAGACGGAAAAAUAAUUAGAAAUAUCCUAUUGAUUGGUCGUACUGGUAAUGGUAAAUCAGCUUUAGCUAACGUGAUAUAUGGGAAAAAUAAAUUCAAAGAAGGAGAGUUUGGAGUUAGCGAAACUAAAAUCAUGCAAGAAGAGGAAAUAGAAAUAGAUGGAAUAAUUUAUCGAGUGAUCGACACUAUCGGAAUUGGAGACACCCAAUUAUCAUUGCAGCAGGUGCUAAAUAUAAUAGCCGAUGCGGUUUAUUCAGUGCGUGAUGGCUUAAAUCAGAUAUUCUUUGUAACUAGCGGCCGUUUCACCGAAGAAGAGAUAUUUGCUUAUAACUUAGUGAGAAUGACUAUUUUUGACAAAAAUAUUGUUAAAUAUACAACUAUCGUGCGAACUAAUUUUCCAAACUUUCGAGAAACGAGUAAGUGUCAAGAAGAUAAACAAAAAAUGAUCGAGAAUAACGAGCAACUGGCUGAAGUAAUAAAUUCCUGUGUUAAAGUUAUUCACGUGGAUAACCCACCAUUAAACGUUAAUGAUGAAAAUCGUUUAUCUUUGCAUAAAAGGGAUAGAGAAGUUUCCAAAAGUAUAUUAUUAGCUCAUUUACGAGUUUGCCAAGGAAACUAUAAACCAUCUAAUUUAGAUAUGUUGAACAAAAGAAUUAAUGAGGGUAUACCCGAAAAAGAAGAGUUAGAAAAAGAGAUUAAGAAAUUAAGAGAUGAUAAAAGAUUUCUCGAGCGAGAAAUAACUAAACUAGAAAAGCGACCUAUAACUACCGAAAGAAAUUCACGAAUAGAAAAAUUAACUAAUAAAAGAAAUCAGACUAUAGAAUUAAUAGAGGCUAUGAUAAAAGAACGAGCAUGUUACAAUGAAAUUAUUUUUAAGGUAACUGAAAAGGCGUUUAGGGAAAAAGGCUUCUUUCAAUCAAUAGGUGGGGGAUUAGACAAACUUACCGAAAAGGCCGUUGAGCAUAUAGACGUGUUACCCAUCAAAUGUUCAUUAAUGUAA